Messenger RNA from Neohortaea acidophila, 3135 nucleotides. RefSeq lists its product as uncharacterized. Bases 1 to 3135 code for a protein of 1044 amino acids. The transcript has 3 exons. Gene Ontology annotation, molecular function: molybdenum ion binding; oxidoreductase activity. The record is from RefSeq and is a predicted model, not a curated record. NCBI's taxonomy places the organism in Eukaryota, Fungi, Ascomycota, Dothideomycetes, Mycosphaerellales, Teratosphaeriaceae.
AUGCCUCUAGCACACCCGCAGGACGACCGUAAGGUCACGAAGCAGAACCCCUCGGGGUCGAGCACUGAGGAGAUCGCGAACGAGCCUGACUGGGCUCGGGCCGGCCACGAACACUACGCGGGCUAUAAGAACCGGAGCGGACGAAGGCCCGGGGUAGUGGGCAGGAGCGAUGAAGAAGACGAGGUAGAUGUGCAAGCCAGUUGGGAUGAACUCAAGGAGACGCAGCAGAAAGAGAGAGACGGACACUUGGUGAACUGGCAAGAUGCCAUCAGGAGCGAGAAAGACCUCUCGCUCUACCACCCCGAGGGUCAUCCCAAUGGCUGGCGCUACGUUCUAGACUAUACGGAAGAUGGCAUUGGAAAUCAGCAAAAGUGGCCCGCCAAUCUACGGAAAUGGGAGAAGCAGCGCCAGCAGCAGGAGAAGAAGGAGCAGCAACAGCAAGACCCAAAGAACCAAGGCAAAGACAAGAGCGAUCAAAAGUCCUCCCAGCAGAAUGGCGAAGCUGAUCACAACGGCGAGGGCGAGGGACAGCAAGACAACAGAAGCGAGGACGAAAAGCUGCGAGACAAAUACACGCCCCAGCAGAUUGCCUUGCUCAGAGCCGUCCAGCACGAGAGUGAGUACAUGGCGAAUCUCGAAACGAACGACGGCACCGGCCAUUCCACCGUCCGGAACCGCACCACCAUUGCCAUCGACGAAGCCGACCAGUUCACGCCCGACAACUGGGUGCCUCGCGCUCCUGACCUCUUCCGCCUGACCGGCAAGCACCCCCUCAACGCCGAAGCACCGUUGCGGGAAUUAUUUGAGGCCGGCAUGAUUACACCAAACGAGCUUUUCUACGUCCGAAACCACGGUGCGGUUCCACGCCUGCUCUGGGAGUACCAUCAACUCGAAGUCUGCUAUCGUGGCCAAAGCAAGCGUUUCUCCAUGGACCACAUCAAGUCGAAAUUCCACUCGAUCAACAUUCCCGUCUUCGUGGGCUGCCAAGGUGGGCGUCGUAAGGAGAUGAACAUGCUCAAACGCACCAAAGGCUUCGGUUUCGGUGCCGGUGCUAUAGGCUGUGCUUACUGGAAAGGCCCGUUGCUCCGCGACGUUCUUAUGGCCUCGGGCGUUCCCGCGCACAUGCCCGACGAAGACAGGAAGAAGUAUCAUGUUCAUUUACAGGGCGCAGAUAACCCGGGCCAGGCGUUAUACGAGACCAGUAUCCCGUUUGAAUACAUCAUGGACAGUACUAACGAUGUCAUCUUGGCUUACGAGAUGAAUGAUGUGCCGUUGCCGCCGGAUCAUGGCUAUCCAAUCCGCAUCAUCAUACCGGGAUAUAUUGGUGGGAGACAGGUGAAAUGGCUGCAGAAAGUCUGGGUUAGCGACAAAGAGAAUGACUCCUACUACCACAUCUGGGAUAACCGUUUUGUUCCGAGUUUUGUCACGACUAACGACGACGAGCUCGCAGUGGCCAUGUUCCAUCACCCCGAUACUGCUUUGUAUGAGCAGUGUCUGAACUCGGCCAUCACCGUACCUCAUCACGGCGACACAAUCCCGCUGGAAAAUGUCGCAAAGGGCGUAAUGUAUCGCGUCAAAGGGUUCGCUUUCAACGGCCGGGGCGACGCGAUCAAAAGAGUCGAAGUCUCGCUCGACGAUGGAAAGUCAUGGUACUACUGCAUCCGAAGGUUUCCCCCGGCACCCGUCAGACACGGAAAGAAGUAUUGGACGUGGUGUUUCUGGCAUGUCGACAUCGACAUCGGAGACAUCGUUUCCGCACCGAGCAUUCGAGUACGGGCAUGGGACGUGAAGAUGCUCACUCAACCAGAACAGCCAACAUGGAACCUACUGGGCUCGUUGAACAACGCCCAGUACACCGUGAAACCAGAGAUGGUCAACGACGACUCCCCCCACGUCCUCUUCCGCCAUCCAGUCGAGCCGGCGAACAAGGACGGCGGCUGGAUGAAAGAGAGCGCCGAAAAUCUAAUCGCCGAGGCCGCAAUGAAGACCGACGCUCCGAACAAACAGUUCACUCGUGCGGAGAUAGAGAAACACGACAAGGAAGACGACUGCUGGAUCGUCAUCGACAACAAAGUGUACGACGCAACGAGCGUCAUGUCGUGGCAUCCCGGUGGGAAAGCGCCGAUUAUGAUGCAUGCAGGCGCGGUGCACUACGAUACCACCGAGGAGUUCUCCUCCGUGCAUGAUGACUACGCCCAUCAGAAGUUAGACGAAUGCGUUCUGGGCGUGGUCACGGACAAGACGAAGAGCUUCAUCGAGCGGACGCGGCAGGAUAAAGCGAAAUCUGGCACCGAGAUCCCCGCCGACCAGGCCUUGCAGAAGCACCGUUGGGUGCCAGCGAAGCUCUUAGAGCGCGACUGGGUCUCGCACGACACCGCAGUCUACAAAUUCGCCUUACCCGGUGACACGGAAUUUUUGGGCUUAGGCACUUGUCAACAUAUCGAGUUCGGCUUCCACCUGCGCGAUCGCAUGCUGAUCCGGCAAUACACGCCCACAAAGCCUGUGCUACCGCGAGAUUGCGGCAUCGAUGCCGGUAACGAUGCAGAACUCCACGACGGGAGUGGGAGCUUCCAGCUCAUCGUGAAGACAUACUUCCCUGACGAAGACCAGCCCGGCGGAGCACUCUCCAACAUUUUGGCUGCGAUACCCAUUGGAGAAUCAGUAGAGAUGCGAGGUCCCACAGGUGAGAUCGUCUACCACGGUGCAGGUAAAUUCAACAUCGUCGGCCAAGAAAAGUCGUUCAAGAAGAUUUCUUUGGUGCUUGGAGGCACUGGGCUGACUCCCGGGUAUUCGCUCAUCGCCCGCAUCAGCUUGGAUCCCAAGGACACGACGGAGCUUCGAGUCAUCGAUGCCAACAAAUCCGAGCAAGACAUUCUGCUGAAGGAGGAUCUUAGUCGCUUCGAACAGGAGAGCAACGGCCGGCUGCGCAUCACUCACGUUCUAAGCCACCCGAGCGAUGGAUGGAAGGGCCUCAAAGGGCAUGUCACGAAAGAAACGAUGCGAGAGCAUCUCUUCCCGCCGGCCGAGGAUAGCUUGGUGCUGCUUUGUGGGCCGCCGUCGAUGAUCCACAAAGCGGCGCUGCCGGCGUUGCAAGAGUGGGGAUAUGAUCCGGAUACGAAUAUGUUCGGGUUGUAG